This is a messenger RNA of Adineta ricciae, 1140 nucleotides long. The record is from the annotation of a GenBank genome assembly. Lineage: Eukaryota; Metazoa; Rotifera; Eurotatoria; Adinetida; Adinetidae.
AUGAGUAUUCAGUCGGACAUUCUAACUUUAGUGUAUGAUGAAAGUCAACCGUUGAUCGUUCCGGCGAAACAGAAAGAACCGCACAUAUCAUGGAUUAUGGCGGCAGGUUUAAUUGUUAAUGCAGCGAUGGGAGCUGGCUUACUCAAUAUUGCCAAAGCGUAUGAUGAAGCUGGUGGAAUCGCCGUCAGCUCAAUACUUCAUGCGAUUGUCGUUGUGUUGGUCAUCGGUGCAUAUGCGAUACUAUUUGUUUGCGGUGAUAACUCAACAUCAUCCUACGAAGCAUUUGUUCUGAUGAAAUGUGGGAGAUUUUGGCAGAGAACUUGUUCAGUUUGUAUUAUUUUAUAUAUGUAUGGUUUGAGUAUUACCUUCUUUAUUAUUAUCGGCGAUCAACUCGAUCGAUUUUUGACAUUUGUUGUUAAUGCAAAUUACUGCUCACAUUGGUAUCUUGAUCGACGAUUUAUGAUUAUCGUUACAUCAAUGUUACUAGUCUUUCCUCUAUGUUUCUCUAAAACGAUCAAAUUUCUUCAGAUUCCCAGCAUGCUCGGUGUAUUGGCUAUCAUCUAUGUUGUGAUUAUGGUACCAGUGAAAUACUUUAUUUCACCACCAACAGACGUUGUUAUCAAAAAAAGUCCGGAUUCAUGGACAGAUAUCUUUCUAGUGUUGCCAACGAUGUGUUUUUCAUAUCAAGCUCAUGUCAAUGCAGUACCUGUUUUUAUUUCGCUAAGAACACGUGCCGAUUGCAUCCACGCGACGUUAGCAUCGACAAUUGUACUCAUCUUCAGUUACUGUUUGGUAGCCAUUUGCGGUUAUCUAACAUUUGGUAUCAAUGUUAAUCAUGACAUACUGAUGUCUUAUGACCCACAUUCAAUACCUGUUCUCAUUGCAGUUAUUAUGGUCGCAAUUAAAACAUAUACCGCUUACCCAGUGAAUUUAUUCUGUGGAAGAAUCGCCAUAGAAUCAUUUUCAACAUCUGGCAUUGAGCCAUCUGUAAAACGCCGUGUUAUCAUCGUUUGUCUAUGGUUUUUCUCCACAUUGGCUGGAGCCGUUUUUCUUCCGAAUAUUUCAUUAGCUAUCCAUUACCUCGGCGCACUUGCUGCAAGUUUCAUUUUCAUCUUCCCAGGUCAGUCACCGAACGCAUAA